CCAAACAGGGAAAAACCUAGAUGAAGAACUUCUCUUCUUGGUAAUAAUCUUAUCUCUAUUGUAUUGUUCUUCUAGAGGUUAAGUAGCAUUUACCACUAGAAGACAAACCUAUUAAUUGUUUUCUACCAAACAAUAAUGGCACCAGAUUGGCUCCUAUAUUUGCACCAAAGGAAUCACUUCUUUUUUGUAUAUAAUUCAAAUGGUGCAACGGUUACUAAAAAAUAUUCAUGUCAUUAACCAUGUGGAUUUCAUGGAAGUACUAAAUUACAGAAUUUGUAGAAACACUUUCCCUAAAAUGGCAUUUUUUAGACUUCUACUUUCAUUCAUCAGUCUUCUCCUCCCUUGGGUUUUACCUCGAAUACCUAACUUUACUGUAAUAUUUGGUCAAUAAAUUCUGAAGAGUCUUGUAUUUGGCAUCAGACUUUCAGUUGGACCAUUUUUAAACUCCUAUUGAUAAAUAUUCUAAUUUAGAUUUAGGUUUUUUUGUUUACAUUUGAUACCCAUUCAAUUAGAAGCAAAGUAGUGUACAAAAUUAUAGAAUUCCUGACUGUUUAUGGUAACUACAAUUUUUGAUCUCUCCAUUUUGUUGAAGUUGGAAAGAAUAAUAGAGCUUUACUUCUAUUAAUGCCCUUGCCAGAACUUCAAACAUUAAGAAACCUUGAUUUUAAUAUUGUGGAUUGAAAUUUAUUAUCUACAUACACCACUUCACUUUUAUGCAUACAAAUACUUGGUAGGGAAGUAUCCUUCUCAAAUAGGACAGGUAAAUAUGCCAAAAGUUCUCAAGCAUAAAUGCUCUUGCUAAUCUUUUGAAAUACAUACCAUAUCAUGUAUUUCAUUAUAUUGCCAUCAUUGUGAUUGUUUCUUUGCUUUGCUUUUACUAUUGAAUAUUUAAGUUUUAUAUUUAAAAAAAAUAUUAUAUAGGCCACAUCUAUAUUACGUAUUACUAUCAUUGUUUCGAAAUUUAAUUUAUUGUUUUAACGCUUUCUUUGUUAGUAUCUCGGCUUCGAGAAAAACUUAAAUGAUAGCUUCUUUUCUUGGCAAUCAAUUUCAUUCGUUUAGGAAUGCUCUUAAAGAGGCUAACUUCCAUCUACUUGUACAACUCAGGGUCUUUAAUUUAAGUAAUCAAAAUCACCCUAGUGGUAAUGGUAACAGAUAUUCCAACUUUUGCAUUUUAGAAAUUGCUAUUAUCACUUUAUUUUCUAGCAUUGUAACGGUUGCUAAAUUUCGACGUGACUAUCCACGCAGGUUAGCAUUUUAUAAUUAAUUGUGCAGACUCUGUUUAACACUUACCUAAAGACAGCUUAACCGUGUGAUUUCCCUACAGUUCCCUUUCCUCUCCCUUCAUUUAAGAACUUGACAAAAUUUCCAAAAAGGAUACUCUACUUGCUUUUAUUUACUUUUACGAAACCAUAUCUGCAGCAUACAGAUUUCCAGUUGAGCAUCUAUGUAUACUUGUACUGAUAUGCAUCUAUGCAUUAAUUUUACUAUAAUUUCUUCUGUUUUUAAUUUUGAAAUUGCACAAUCUUACAUUUCAAAUUGAUUCAAUUAAUUAUUGGCAAAGCACUAGAUCAGACUUUACCUCAUGAAUCAGUUUACUACAAAACCACACUCUUUUCAUAUAAAUUGAGGAAAUUUAUAGAAACCAUUACUCACAUCUUUUAUUUCUGGUAUGGGUUCAAAAUCUCAGGAUACCACUCAAUAUCUGGAGCAUGCUGAUGCUGCAAAGGAUUGUUGUGGUGAUGACCUAGAGAGCGGUGUUCAUAGCCCUGAGGAUUUCUCCUUGAGCGUCGAUCAACUCAAUCAAGACUUUAACAAAUCUCUUGUUCUUAAAGGUUCAUCCUCAAUUGAAUUAAAGGAUAGUUCUAAUCUGACUAUGAUGAAAUCAGAAACUGACAAGAAGGAAACUAAAAGAAGGUAUGCUGUGGAAACGGGAACGGCUGCUAAUGAAAAUGAUGCAUAUUUGGAUCUCAAACUGUCACCUCCAGGGGUGUACUCAAGGGGUAAAUCGUCGAAUGAAUCAAAAUCAUCAUCCCCAAGUUCUCAAGACUCAUGCAUAUCUGCGGAGGUCGAAUCAAAUUUGAACUCGGAGGAUAACCUUCGAGUUGAAAGUUCACCGUUGAUUGUGAUGGGCUGUACUUUUUGCCUGCUUUAUGUCAUGGUGACUGAUGCAGAUCCCAGAUGCCCUAAAUGCAAAAGAUCUGGCUUGCUCGAUGCUUUUCGUGGAAAUCAGUUGAAGCGAUCAAGAAAGAACUGAGUUUCCUUUCAAGGAGUAUACAUGGUGGCUGGUUUCAAAUGCUCCAGUAUAUGCUCUUGAACUGAUGCACCUUCUGCUUUUUUCUUGAACUGAUACACCACCAUCUUUUCACUUGGGGAGUCAGAAUAGCAUCUUUUAAAUUAAUAAACAAAUAUAAUUUAUGUUUCUUUCUGCAAUCUUGCUCUUUCUUUUGAGAAGGCCAAUUCCUAUACAACAACACAUUUAAGUUACUAUGACUCUGUUGUUAAAGACAGUACAAAUUUUCCUUUGUUUGGGAAAAUCAUAGAGAGUUUAUUUCUCUUU
Molecule: messenger RNA, 2557 nt
Organism: Cucumis melo (muskmelon)
Lineage: Eukaryota; Viridiplantae; Streptophyta; Magnoliopsida; Cucurbitales; Cucurbitaceae
Exons: 2
Coding region: 1670-2254 (194 amino acids)
Source: RefSeq, a predicted model, not a curated record